Molecule: messenger RNA, 1581 nt
Organism: Ostreococcus tauri
Lineage: Eukaryota; Viridiplantae; Chlorophyta; Mamiellophyceae; Mamiellales; Bathycoccaceae
Product: GDP dissociation inhibitor
Exons: 1
Coding region: 1-1581 (526 amino acids)
Biological process (GO): protein geranylgeranylation; vesicle-mediated transport; small GTPase-mediated signal transduction
Cellular component (GO): Rab-protein geranylgeranyltransferase complex; cytosol; nucleus
Molecular function (GO): GDP-dissociation inhibitor activity
Source: RefSeq, a predicted model, not a curated record
AUGCCCGACGCGCACGCCGACGCACACGAUCUCCCGAGCGAGGUCGACGUCCUCGUCCAGGGCACCGGGUUAGUGCAGUCGUUGAUCGCGUGCGCGUGCGCCAAGCGCGGAGAGAGUGUUUUGGUUUUGGAUGAAAAUAAUCAAUACGGCGACGCUUUCGGCGCUUUCGAAGCAUCCACGGGCGCGUUCGACGCGUUCACGAGCACGUGUGCGACGAAUGCAAACACGUUCGGACGAUGGACGACGGACGCGGGCGAGAGACCGUCAACGCGAGGGUACAACGUGGAUCUGUGCGCGCCGCGAGCGACGCUCGGGGCGGACGCGUUCACGGACGCGAUGAUCAGAAGCGGCGCACACAAGUACUUGGCGUUCAAAGCGAUCGAGAAGACCUUUGUGUACGGCCAAGGUGGGUUUCGAGUCGUCGCGAGCGAUCGACGUGAGAUGUUUGCCGACGCGUCGAUGACGGGCGCUGAGAAGCGGGCGCUCAUGCGGUUUCUGAAACGGACUCGAAUCGUAGCGAUGCGGGACGAUGUGUUGAAGCGGAGGAGUGGGACGUCAGGAGAAGAAACAAACGUACCCGCGGGCGCGCCCGGGAGUGAGUGGGGGGAGGGAGCGUUCGGAGAGGACGACGCGGGCGCGGAGGCGGCGGAGGCGCUUCGAGUCGAGCCAAACGAAACCAUGGAAAGUUAUUUGCGACGACAGGGUCUGAGCGACGCUCUGGCGGCGACAGUGACGUACGGUUUAGCCUUGCAAACGAGAGCAGGGAGCGACGCGGGUCAAGGAAUGGAGGAUCUGAAGACGUACGCGCUGAGCGUGGGAAAGUAUGGGCCGCAGUUUGGUGCGUGCCUAAUUCCAACAUACGGAACUGGGGACCUUCCGCAGGCGUUCUGUCGAGCGGGAGCCGUGAGCGGGGCGACGUACGUCUUGCGUCAGGGCGUGCAAAGGGUUGAUAUCGACUCGAACGCGGUCGCAACUGUGGUAUCUAAGGGUGGGCAGGAGAUUCGUGUCAAGCGUUUCGUCGGGGCGGCGCCUGAACUCUCGGAUGGCCCGCGAUUGGUUCACGUCGUGUGUGUGUUAGAUGGACCCGUCGUUCGCGAUUUCGGCGAAGUCUUGAUCGUUUUUCCACCGGGAACCGUGCGAAAAACGCAGUCGACGGCCGUGCGCGCGCUUCAGAUGAGUUCAAACACAGGCUGUUGUCCGGAUGGCGUGUAUCUCCUGUACCUUUCAAACGUUGUUGAUGAGCAUGAAGACGAUGCGUACUCGAACGUGAACGCCGCACUGGACGUAUUGGUGUCUCGGUCGUGCGAAGAGACGUCGACAGUAGCGAGUGUCUUCGAUGACGGCGCGCAGAAGCCGAUCGUCAUGUGGGGAACGAUGCAUUCUCGACGAUGUGGCGUCCCGGACGACGUGGAAUGCGUUGCGUCCAACGCCGCGCAGUGCCCCUUUCCCGACGAGCUUUUGACGUACAAGGGCGCUGUUGACGCAGCAGAGCGUGCGUUCGCAAAAUUGUACGGCGCCGAGGAGGAAAUGUUCCCGCCAGUCGAGAUAUCGACAGAGCAGGUGGAGAGCGACGAGGACUGA